AUGACGGACCCCCAGCUCAAGACGGCAAAGAACAAGGCGCAGAACGAACUCCUCCGUCAACGACAGACAGGAGACGGGAAUUGGUCCUGCUGUGACCUCACCUGCGACAAGGCCCCCACAAUGUUCCGACAUAUCGCAGCGAGCCACAGCGACAUUGUUCAGGCACUGACCAGCGUCCAACUCGCCAACAUGUUACAGCUCAGGGCUUCGACUUCUACAGCGCAGGACCAUCGGGAUCAGGGUCAGAGGCAUGGCCAGGACGAGGAUGCAGAGUUCAAGUCCCGUCGAGCUGAAAAGUAUGGGAGCGACCCUAUCAAUCUGACCUGUCAGUGCGAUCCUGCAUUGGGGACCGUCAUCCUGUUCUAUGCCUACUUGCCGAUAUCCGACCCUCUGGCGAUUGCGCGACUCCACAAAGCUUGGUUCACGGAUCUGGAACUCUGCGGAAAAGUUAAGCUGGCGACUGAAGGAAUCAAUGCGACCCUUUCUGGACUCUCGACCUCAGUUACAGAAUACAUCGACCUCCUCACCGCCCUUCCGGAAUUCGAGUCCCUGAACCUCUCACGCCCAGUAACAAUAAGCUCUCAGCACAACGGCAACACCGAGAUCGACGCCACCCUAAAGAGGAAGCGAUUCAACUUCUUCAAACCAACAGAAGGCUGCCGCCACGUCUUUGGCGAGGAGGCAUCGAUAAAAGUCGUCGAAGAGAUCUGUCCGUUAGGAGCGCCAGAACUGAGCGUCUACCACGACCCCAAGAACAAGCAAGGCAAACUUCCACCCAAAGAGUUCCACGCGAAGCUCAAGGAGUCCGAGGGGAGGGAUGACUAUGUGGUGUUGGAUGUGAGGAACUAUUAUGAGUCGUCGAUUGGUCGGUUUCCAGGAGCCAUAACGCCGCCGAUUCGCAAGUUUUCGUCGUUCAGGGAUUAUGUUGAUCGAAACAGGGAGUUGCUUGCGGGGAAGACCAUCCUCUCCUAUUGUACUGGCGGCAUUCGCUGCGAGAAGGCAACGUCGUAUAUGCGGCAAUCAUUGGAAUCAGGAAAGAGCGACGAUGUGAAAGUAUUGAUGCUGGAGGGCGGAAUCCACAACUACCUGGAAUGGAUCAAGCAGGAGCGGACGAUCAAGGAGAACCCACAACAGGAGUCGCUUUGGCUUGGUAAAAACUAUAUCUUUGACGCGCGGCAGUCUCUAGGUUUGGAAGAGACAACAGACAGCCAGUGGUACUACCAGAAGGAGGAAUUCUACGGAACUCCAAGCCAAAUCAGCGGUCUGUCGUUCCCAGUCGAGAAGGAGAGUCGACACAAGGGCAUCGCGUUCAUUAUGAUGGAUGUCGCUGCAACCUGCAUCUACCUUGCCAGCAAGACGGAGGAGAGUACGCGUAAGUUCAAGGACAUUGUGAUUGCCUGUGCGCAAAAGGCUGCCAAGAAGGAUACACCCAUCGAUGACUCGUCCAAGGCAAGUGGCCGAAAGUUGAAGCAGGUUGCAUGGGCGUUCGUCAACGACAGUCUGAGAACGACGCUGUGCUUGACCAAGUCGCCCAAGAUUGUUGCGUUGGCAGCUUUGUAUGUUGCAGGAAAAUACUUGGACGAGAACCUGAUGGAUUCCUUUGGCGAGUUUUGGCGGGAGAGUUAUGAGCCCCACGAGCGUGAAAUCCAUGAGGCGGCAGGUGAAAUUAUGGAUUCAUACUUGAUGACCUCCAACAGGAAUGGUCGAUCGCUGGAUAAGAUACCGCCUGGCUCGAAGCCUGGCAGUGAGUACCAGGAGAACGGAACACCCUCGUACGGCGGCUACCUCAACAGCCCGGCCAAGCUUGCAACUCCUGUGUACGGCAUGGAUCCUGAUCGACCCGCCAAUGGAGACCGAUCCAUGGCGCCCUAA
Messenger RNA from Linnemannia hyalina, 1872 nucleotides. NCBI's taxonomy places the organism in Eukaryota, Fungi, Mortierellomycota, Mortierellomycetes, Mortierellales, Mortierellaceae. The record is from the annotation of a GenBank genome assembly.